Agrilus planipennis (emerald ash borer) is the source of this 1626-nucleotide messenger RNA. RefSeq names its product alpha-amylase 1-like. Lineage: Eukaryota; Metazoa; Arthropoda; Insecta; Coleoptera; Buprestidae. Bases 57 to 1547 code for a protein of 496 amino acids. Gene Ontology annotation, biological process: carbohydrate metabolic process. The record is from RefSeq and is a predicted model, not a curated record. The transcript is spliced from 7 exons. Gene Ontology annotation, molecular function: cation binding; alpha-amylase activity.
GCUACUCAUUGACUUAUCUGGGUGCAAGUAUAUUUCAUUUUUAUUACUUACUGAAAAUGAAAAACAUCAUUUGUAUCUUAUUUGUUAUAACAACCAUCAGCUAUAGUAAAGGUCAAUGGGACACACACUGGGAUACUAACAAAAAUACAAUUGUACAUCUUUUCGAAUGGAAGUGGGACGAUAUUGCUGAUGAAUGUGAAAGAUUUUUGGCACCUAAGGGAUACGCUGGAGUUCAGGUGUCACCUGCGACUGAAAAUGUGGUAGCAAAUAACCGCCCCUGGUGGGAAAGAUAUCAACCCAUCAGUUAUAAAUUAAUUACCAGAUCAGGAAAUGAAGAACAAUUUAUUAACAUGGUAAAGAGGUGUAACAACGUUGGUGUAAGGAUUUAUGUUGAUGUACUUUUCAAUGACAUGAGUGCGAACCAUGAUAACGUUGUUGGAACGGGUGGCAGUACGGCAACACCUAACAGUAAAUCAUAUCCCGCUGUGCCUUAUUCAUCGGAGCAUUUUCAUUCAACUUGCGAAGUUAACAAUUACAAUGAUGCAUACAAUGUCAGAAACUGUGAGCUUGUUGGAUUAAAAGAUUUAGACCAGUCAAACAGCUACGUUAGAGAGAAAAUGGUGGAAUUCUUGAAUAAACUCAUCAGCUAUGGAGUUGCUGGCUUUCGGUUUGAUGCGGCCAAACACAUGACGCCUUCCGAUUUAAAAGUUAUUUAUCAAUCCACAAAUAACCUCGACACUUCUCAUGGAUUCGCAGAAAAUUUGAGGCCCUUUAUAUAUCAAGAAGUAAUCGAUUUAGGAGGCGAAGCAGUUAAGUCUACCGAAUAUACAGACUUGGGAACUGUAACAGAGUUUAAAUACAGUGCCGAAAUAGGACGCGUAUUUCGGGGUAAAGAUAAACUAACUUAUUUAAAGAAUUGGGGAGAAGAAUGGGGACUUGUUCCCGGACUAAAUGCUUUCGUUUUCGUCGAUAAUCACGAUAACCAAAGAGGCCAUGGUGCCGGCGGUGAAAAUAUUUUAACGUACAAAACUGCAAAACAGUACAAAAUGGCAAUUGCCUUCAUGUUGGCACAUCCUUAUGGAGUCACCAGAGUCAUGUCUAGUUUCUACUUUGACGACAGUGAUCAAGGGCCUCCUCAAGACGGAAACGGAAACAUAGUAUCUCCAUCGAUCAAGGAUGAUGACACUUGUGGAAAUGGCUGGGUUUGUGAGCACAGAUGGCGUCAAAUCUACAACAUGGUAGGAUUCAAGAAUGCCACAUUAGGUACAACUAUCAAAGAAUGGUGGUCCGAUGGUAACCAACAAAUUUCAUUCUGUCGUGGAAAUGCUGGAUUCGUGGCUUUCACUAACGAAGGUGAUUUACGACGAAACUUACAGACAUGUCUCCCAUCUGGAGUUUACUGUGACGUUAUCAGUGGAAAAUUGCAAAACGGAGCUUGCACUGGGAAAGCUGUGACUGUGGGAAGCGAUGGUACAGGUUAUAUCGAACUUCUCAGUUCAGAAGAUGACGGAGUACUUGCCAUUCACAUUAACGCAAAACAAUCAUAAACUUCUUAAUUUGUAUUUAAACGUUUUUACAAAUUCGAUUUCAUUGUAACCAUGUAGAAAAUAAAAUGAUUCAAAUGCA